Monomorium pharaonis (pharaoh ant) is the source of this 1908-nucleotide messenger RNA. RefSeq lists its product as uncharacterized. The coding region runs from base 1 to 1908 and encodes 635 amino acids. The record is from RefSeq and is a predicted model, not a curated record. The transcript is spliced from 2 exons. NCBI's taxonomy places the organism in Eukaryota, Metazoa, Arthropoda, Insecta, Hymenoptera, Formicidae.
AUGGCUGACGACGAGACCGUGAUUGACGUAGACGCUCUGCGAGUUGAAGAACUCAAGGUGGAAUUAGGAAAGCUGAAACUAAAAUGUAGCGGCAACAAGAGUGAGCUGCGCGAGCGCUUGAGAGCUGCCCUCCGACGUAAAGAAGACAAUGAAGAUGAAAAAACGGAGAGUGACACUGACGACGAAGAUGACAGAGAAGAAAAUGACGAGCGGGAGACAGAACCGCUAAGAAGAGAGAUUGUGAGACAGGCGUUAUCGUGCAAGGAUGUUAAAGACUCGAUGCAACCAUUCAGCGGCGAUGGCGGUCAAAACAUCCGUAAGUGGUUGGAAGAAUUCGAAGAAACUUUCGAGAUAUGUGGAUGGCCGGAACCGCAUAAGAUAAUUUAUGCAAAGAAACUGCUGCAAGGAUCAGCAAAGGUGUUUGUGUCCUACGAAAAGCGACUGACGACGUGGGCAAAACUGAAGAAAUCUUUGACUUCAGAAUUCGGAAAAACCGUGAAUAGUAAAAAGGUCCACCAGGAAUUAGUCCGUACGAAGAAGAAAAAUAACGAAUCGUACCAGGAAUACAUGUAUUGGAUGUUGGAGAUAGCGAGUCACGCCGAUAUCGAAACAGAGGCGAAAAUCCAAUACAUUAUUGACGGUAUACAGGACGAUGUCUUUAAUAAGAGUGUUUUAUACGGUGCAUCGGAUAUAAAAGCUCUGCGUAAAAAAUUAUCGCAGUACGAGAAUAUGAGUGUCUCAAAAAUCGAAGCUUCAACGAGUCGAGAAGAAGUCGGGUCCAAAAUCGGAAAAGCCAGGAACGGAAGACCAAGGAUCGAGGAACCAGGAGAGGCGGUGUUACAACUGCGGCGGCAAGAAUCACAUAGGCACAAGCUGUCCCCACAAGAAAAAGGGAAUGAAGUGCUUUUAGUGUGGCUUAUUCGGACAUGUGGCAGCAAAGUGCCCAAAGAAGAGCGAAUCCAGCCAGGUGAACAACGACUUGCACUUGAUGACGGCGAAGCAAUAUGUAAAGACGGUCCGGAAACCGCGUGUAGAGGCAUAGGUCUAAAUAGGAUAACGACAUUAGGAAACUUUACGGCCAAUGUAACAAUAGACGAUGAAAAUUAUGAGCUUAGCAUUCAUGUAAUUCCCGAUGCAUAUUUGAGCAAUGAUUUAAUACUCGGUUCUGAUUUAUUAAAACGCGCGAAUGUACAGUUAAACGGAACGAAUAUUAUAAUCACGAAGCGUAUAGAUAAGAACGACGCGAUAACCUCUACAGAGCAUGUUCCAGAAAUUUUCCGUAUUGAAGUAAUGGACGAUUCUAGGUGCGAAAUUGACGAGCGGUGCCGAUCUAACGUAACGAAAAUUCCAGAAAUUAAUGUAAGCAACGACGAGUUAAAAUUGCGAGUUGAAACGACCAUAAAUAAUUACAAACCAUGCGCGACAAAGCAAGUAGGAAUUAAAUUAGAUCUAAUUUUAAAGGACGACGUACCGGUAUAUGAGCGACCGCGAAGAUUAGCGCCUAGAGACAAAGAGAGAAUAAAUGAGCAUAUUCAAGAGUGGCUGCAACAAGGCAUAAUAAAACCGAGUACGUCCGAAUACGCUAGCACAAUGGUUUUAGUAAGGAAGGGGAACGACAAAACGCGACUCUGUAUAGAUUAUCGAACGCUGAACCGAAAAGUAGUAAAAGAUCGAUACCCCCUGCCGUUGAUUGACGAUCAGCUAGACCGAUUACAAGGAUCAAAUCUUUUCAGCGUGCUAAACCUAAAGAACGGUUUUUUUCACGUGCCUGUGAGCGAAAACAGUCAGAAGUACACCGCGUUCAUAGUACCCGAUGGGCACUUCGAAUUCCUAAAGACUCCCUUUGGCCUUUCUAACGCGCCGGCGAUAUUUCAAAAAUUUAUUAAGCCGUGUUUCGAAAGCACAUAA